Messenger RNA from Triticum dicoccoides, 2079 nucleotides. Its product is annotated as 3beta-hydroxysteroid-dehydrogenase/decarboxylase-like. The transcript is spliced from 11 exons. The coding region runs from base 28 to 1788 and encodes 586 amino acids. Lineage: Eukaryota; Viridiplantae; Streptophyta; Magnoliopsida; Poales; Poaceae. Gene Ontology annotation, molecular function: oxidoreductase activity, acting on the CH-OH group of donors, NAD or NADP as acceptor. The record is from RefSeq and is a predicted model, not a curated record. Gene Ontology annotation, biological process: steroid biosynthetic process.
CCCCAGUUCCCACCCCACCCCGCCCCGAUGGCGACCGCGGACCCUGGCCCGGCGAGCCCGUCAUCGCUGGCCCCGCUCAGGCCGGCCUGCGCCGUCACCUUCGGCCGCUCCACGCUCCUCGGCCGCCACCUGGCCGCCGCGCUCGCCGCCUCCCGCCGAUGGUCUGCCGUCGCCGUGCUGGACCCCUCCCCCUGCGACGCCUCGCCGACCGCGCCCCUCGCCCACGUCACCGUCGACCUCUCCGACCCCGCGGCGGCUCUCGGCCCCGCCCUCGCCGGCGUCGAGGCCGUCUUCCACGUGGACCCCACCUCCGCCGCCGACGCCGCCGGCGACGGGUCCUUCCUCUCGCUCCACCGCGUCGCGGCCGAGGGCACCAGGCGCCUCCUCGCCGCCUGCCGCGCCAGCGGCGUGCGCAGGGUCGUGUACACCGGCUCCGCCGCCGCCGUCGCCGCCGCCGCGCUCGAUGUGGUCGACGCCGACGAGGACUCGGUGCCGUACCCCGACAAGUUCGGGAGCGCGGUCAGCGAGCUCAGGGCGCAGGUCGAGAUGAUGGUUCUGAGCACGGAUGGGAACGACGGGAUGCGGACGUGCGUGCUGCGGCCGAGCAAUCUGUUCGGGCCAGGCGAUUCGAGUCUGGUGAGGUUCGUUGCUGGAUAUGCAAGGUCUCCCUUGGGCAAGUUUGUAAUAGGUAGUGGAGGUAGCAAGUCUGACUUUACGUAUGUGGAAAAUGUGGUACAUGCCAACAUUUGCGCUGAACAAGCUUUAUGUUCCAAUGCUGCUUCUGUUGCUGGAAAGCCUUUUUUUGUUACUAAUGGUGAACCUAUCGAAACAUGGGAGUUUGUGUCCUGCAUGAUGGAAGCCAUGGGUUGCCAAAGGCCCAGAGUUAAUCUUCCUGCCAAGAUGCUAUUGUUUGCUGCCCAGUUCUCCAAUAUGAUUCAUCAUAGAUUGGGUUUGCAAAUGUCAUCGACUCCACCUCUCUAUCCUGAUGCAGUAUACUUCUUGUCGCACACAAGAACUUUUAACAUUUCCAAAGCUAGAAGGCAACUUGGGUAUGCCCCAACUGUAUCAUUGGAGGAUGGAAUCAUGAGAACUGCUGCAUCAGUUUCGGAACUACAAGAUAAUUUGGGUAUAUCUAGGAAACAAGGUUCUUGUGGAUCAUCGAAAGCAGAUAAGCUGCUUGGGAGUGGAGUAGCUGCUGACAUUCUCCUUUGGAGGGAUGAAAAGAAAACCUUCUCAUAUAUCACACUACUGUUUCUGCUGUUCUACUGGUUCUUUCUUUCAGACAGAACUUUUGUCUCCUCGUCUGCCAAAAUUCUUCUAGUGAUCUCCCUGGCUCUUUACAUCCAUGGUGUACUACCUUCAAAAGUGUAUGGUUUUACAGUAGAGAAGGUAACUCCUGAUUGUUUUGAAGUAUCAGACUCAACAUUGAGGAAUCCAAUCAUGUGCAUGGCUUCUCUAUGGAAUGGAGGUAUUCAUAAACUGAGGGUUCUAGCAGAAGGUGAUGACUGGGGUACCUUCUUAAAGGCUGUUGCUUCCUUGUUCUGUGUCAAAGUAAUGUUGCACUUCCAGUUUAGAACGCUGAUUGGUCUUGCGCUGGCAUCCUUGUUCAUUGUCUUCAUUGUCUACGAACAAUGUGAAGAGGGGAUUGACGCUUUAGUAGCUAUGGCAUCUGUCAAAAUCAAAUCCCUAGUGGACAGAGUUGGUAGAGAUUUGCCGGCGGUUCGAAAUGUGCUGGUCUCUUCGAAGGCGUCGUAUAUUUUACAGAUAAUCUUGGCGAUGACUCUGUGACGCUUUGCGGGCUGCAGCAUGCUCAGUUCACACACUUUCUCGAUUUCCGCUGCGGUUGUCCAAGAUUCUCGCUCCAACAAGUUAGGGUGAAGUGUGAAGUCCAGCUGACUGGAAUUGAGGAAUGCCUGUUCAUACAUUGGAACGUUUUGUCAAUCUGUGUAGCGUGUAUCUAACGUUUUCAUUCAAGAACUCCAGCUCCCUGCUUAGUUGUAGCUUCUUACUCGGUACUUAAGUUUUCAUCUCGAAAAGAUGUCUCGUUAAUCACUGACAAAAUUACAAUGCGUCCUUGAA